This is a messenger RNA of Anarrhichthys ocellatus (wolf-eel), 3170 nucleotides long. It is a transcript of the gene fubp3, whose product is annotated as far upstream element (FUSE) binding protein 3. Lineage: Eukaryota; Metazoa; Chordata; Actinopteri; Perciformes; Anarhichadidae. The coding region runs from base 19 to 1746 and encodes 575 amino acids. Gene Ontology annotation, molecular function: RNA binding. The transcript has 19 exons. The record is from RefSeq and is a predicted model, not a curated record.
UCUCAGCUGCCGAGGCGGAUGAUGAUGAUGAUGGCGGAGCUGGUUCAGGGACAGGCCUCGGUGGCUCAGCCCGGAACGAAAGAUGACUUCGCAGACACGAUACGCCGGGUCCGACAGAUGGCAGCCAAGAUGGGAGGAGACCAGAUGCCCAACAUGAACAGCUCCCCUCCGGUCACAGACCACUCCCUCUACGGCUUUGGAGGUCAGAAACGCUCACUAGACAAUGGAGUAGGGAACCACCUCGGUGCAAUGGUACAUCAAAGGGCUCUCGCUACAGAAGACUAUAAAGUGCCUGAUAAGAUGGUGGGAUUCAUCAUUGGAAAAGGAGGAGAGCAGAUCUCAAGAAUCCAGCUGGAAUCGGGUUGUAAGAUCCAGAUUGCUUCAGACAGCGGAGGCAUGUUGGACCGGCCCUGCACGCUGACUGGAAGCCCAGAGAACAUUGAUCAGGCCAAGAGGCUGCUGAGUGAGAUUGUGGAGCAGUGUCGGUACGGUCCAGGCUUUCACAGCGACAUGGACGGCAGUUCCAUCCAACAGAUCCUCAUCCCCGCCAACAAAGUGGGCCUCGUCAUCGGCAAAGGAGGAGAGACCAUCAAACAGCUGCAGGAGAGGACAGGAGUGCAGAUGAUAAUGAUUCAGGAUGACCCCAUGCCCACUGGAGCAGACAAGCCCCUGAGAAUCACUGGGGAUCCCCACAAAGUGCAGCAAGCCCGUGAACUUGUGAUAAAGCUCAUCCGAGACAAGGACCAAGGAGACUUCAGGGUGGGCCGGGCAGACUUUGGAUCCAAAAUGGGGGGAAGCAGUCUGGAUGUGGUUGUGCCCAGGUUUGCAGUCGGCAUCAUCAUCGGCCGGAACGGGGAAAUGAUCAAGAAGAUUCAGAAUGAUGCGGGGGUCCGGAUCCAGUUCAAACAAGAUGAUGGAGUCAGUCCUGACCGAAUCGCUCAGGUGAUGGGUCAGCCAGACCACUGCCACCAUGCGGUCCACCUCAUCAAUGAACUGGUCCAGACUGCUCAGGAGCGAGAUGGAUUUGGAGGUGUAAUUGGACGUCGGGGGCGAAGUGACUGUAACAUGGGAAGCUCUGGAGGACUGCAGGAGGUGACCUAUGCAGUACCGGCCGAUAAGUGUGGACUCGUGAUUGGCAAAGGUGGAGAAACCAUCAAGAACAUCAAAGAGCAGUCUCGUGCCCACGUGGAGCUGCAGAGAAACCCGCCGCCCAACACCGACCCCAACGUGCGCAUCUUCUCCAUCCGAGGCACCCCUCAGCAGUUGGAGAAGGCCCGCCAGCUGAUCGAUGAGAGAAUUGGGGGCCCAGGAAUGGGGGGCAACAGCAGCUUCGGUAUGAAUCCCUACAACCAAGGACCAACCACUCCUCCUCAACAAAGUGGGGCUCAGACCUUCAUGACUGGUGGAGGAGGUGGUGGAGGAGGAGGAGGAGGAGGAGGAGGAGGAGGAGGGUGGGGUACAACUUUUCAAAUAUGGCAGCCUCAAGGCCAACAGGACCACAGUCACAAUGGAUCCCAGACGAGCCAGAUGGACUGGGAGCAGUAUUAUAAAAAGCUAGGUCAGCAAAACCAAGCCCAGAGCUCUGCUCCUGAAUACAGCAAAGGUUGGGGCCAGACAGCUGGUCCUGGAUCUCAGCAGACCUCUAAUCCUGACUACAACGCCUGGGUUGACUUCUACAGACAGCCGGUGGCCUACUUCAACCAGGGCGCUCAGCAAACGCAAGCCCCGGGCCUUCAGGAUCAUUAAGAGGCGACGGGGACUGACUUGAAUCACUGAGGAUGGAAACAACCCUUUUUUAACGGAGGGUUCUAGAUUUACAACGCCUUGAAGACUUUUUUUCUUAGUGAGAAACACUAGCUGUAGAAUGACUUAUAUGAUAAAGUAAUAUUUCUAAAAAUCAGGAACAGUUAUUUGUUACUAAAUGCUUGUGUACACUGUUAUUUUGAAUAGACAGUAUCUGGGAUCCCUUUUUGGACUUGAGAGAGCUGUUUCGUUUUUUUUCUAUGUUUUCCUGUCUUUGACUCCGAUUGUACCGCCAAAACUGACCAGAGUUGUAACAUUUCAAAAGGCAAUAUGAUCUAUUUUUUCUAGUUCUGUUUGAAAUGAAACCAUGAUUAUGUGCUUAGCAGUCUUGAAUACCGUGUUGUCAUAAGAUGUUUAACAGCGAGUGUGUUCAAAUGUUUUUUCCUUUUACAUAAUUCAGUGAAAUGAAACUGUGAUGUUUUGUUACAGGAAAUGUAUUUUUGUUACACGGUUUAAAAAGCGGGAUUAGUGUCGGCCAGCGGCAGUAGUUCUGAUUUAAUUCCUGUUGUGCAUUGUAUGCUGUUUUUCAUUGUCAUGUUAUUGUACUCUGGUUUAAACAAAGGUGCAAUAUCUAAUUUCCCUUUUGAAACAAAGAUGGGUUCUCUAAUAUUUUGACAGACUUUUAACUUGUAGUUUUAAGAUGUUUUGUUUUGUUUUUCAAAUGGAAUUGUCAUCGAUAAUGUAUAACAAUUAUCUGUUCCGAUAGGAUUUAGGGGGAUGUUGCAAAUAGCUUUUUUGCCUUUGCUACCUUGUAAAACUAUGUAUAUAUGCUCAUAUAUUUGACUGUUAAUUUAAAAUAUAUAUGUUUCAUAUAUAUAUAUAUACUUAUAUAAAAACUAUUUUUUUUCCUGUGAUCAGUGUAGCAGGAGAAUUGUCCCUCUUUUUCUGUUCUCUUACUGACAAUGUUCAAAGAUUGUGAAUGUGUGAUUUGAAAUUUGAUGUUGCAUCUUGUUAUGAAGAAAAAUAAGCGAUAGAUUUUUGUGUAUGUUCUGUACCUGAACUAUUCAAGACUGCUAAGCCUCUGUACUUCUACCUGUGUAAUAAUUAAUAUAGUAUUUUUAUGUUUUAAGUAUUAUGAUCAAAAACUGUCUUAUUUGGUACCUCCCAGUUCACCAACGCCCCACUGAGCCCUCGCUGUGGACUCAGUGGGGCGUUGGACUCAGUCCAAUGCUAAUAACUUUUUAAUUAAUUUUUUUAUUUCUUUGUGUGAUCUAAUAUAAAUGAGAUAAAUGAUGCAUCAUUAUGGAAAAAUGAUUCUGGUAUUAACGUCAUUUCUUAAUGAAAAGGGAUAUAAUUUCAAAAUGUCUAAUUAUGGUGUUUUCUUUCCUUCGUGUACAGUUAACAUGUAUUAAAAACAUCCAGACUAC